This is a messenger RNA of Phymastichus coffea, 2331 nucleotides long. Its product is annotated as general transcription factor IIH subunit 3-like. NCBI's taxonomy places the organism in Eukaryota, Metazoa, Arthropoda, Insecta, Hymenoptera, Eulophidae. The transcript is spliced from 6 exons. Gene Ontology annotation, cellular component: transcription factor TFIIH holo complex; transcription factor TFIIH core complex. The record is from RefSeq and is a predicted model, not a curated record. Gene Ontology annotation, biological process: regulation of DNA-templated transcription; nucleotide-excision repair. The coding region runs from base 187 to 1086 and encodes 299 amino acids.
GUGCACACACUCUGUGAUUUAAAAUCUGACCGCUCUGGCGCUCUGACGUUACUGACACUGUGUAUAGUUGUAUGUAUGUAUGUACAAUACAUACAUAGUGAGCAUAAGUAUUAGUAUAUAUAGAGAAUGUUUAUUUUGUACGUAUGUUAUUUGUAGUUAUAAUUUUGUAAAUAAUACAACGUUACAAUGGAAACUGAUUUAGUAGCAGAAAUUGAUAAGAGUCUCUGUAUUGUGAUUUUAGAUAUAAAUCCCAUGCAAAAGCUUGUCAAACAAAUUUUGACUCAAUGUUUAGACUCAACUAUUGUUUUCUCAAAUGCACACCUAAUGCAAACACCAAAUAAUCACAUUGGAAUUAUGGCUUGUCAUAGCCAAGGUGCACAGUUUCUCUAUCCCAAAGACAAAAUGCCAGAAAUUCGGCAGUUUGAUGGACAAUAUGAAAAAUUUACUCAACUUGAAAGAACUGUCAGACAAGAAAUUCAUAAAAUGGUAUGUGAUAUGUCUAUGGAUAGAAGUUGUAACGAGGAAAGUUUGAUAUCUGGUGCCUUAUCUAUGGCUUUGUGUUAUAUUACUAGAAUGGAAAGAGAAAAAAUAGCAGGUGAAAAAUUACAUUCCAGAAUCUUAGUUAUCACUGCUAGUCAUGAUUCUGCAACACAGUAUAUGAAUUAUAUGAAUAUCUUUUUUACUUCUCAGAAAAUGGGUGUUAUAUUAGAUGUUUGUAGUUUAGAUCAUGAACUUACUCUUCUCCAACAAGGUUGUGAUUUAACUGGUGGUAACUACCUGAGGGUUCCGCAACAAAAUGGGCAACCUCCAUUAGCAGGCUUGUUGCAAUAUCUAUUGUGGAUAUUUUUGCCUGAUCCAUCAGUCAGGUCAAAGUUAGUACUACCACCACCAGUUAAAGUAGAUUAUAGAGCUGCAUGUUUCUGCCAUCAGGUACUUGUUGAUACAGGAUUUGUUUGUUCAGUAUGUUUAUCAAUAUUCUGCAAGUUCAGCCCUCUUUGCACAACAUGUCAUACUAUUUUCAAAAAUCCUGCUCCAAUUCCAAUGAAAUUGAAGAAGAAAAAGAGAAGUGUGGAUCCUGUUCCUUAAACGAAUUAUUUAUAUUUUUAUUAUGAUGUUUAUCUGACGAGAUGUGUAAGCACGAAUAUACGGAUCUUUCAAAUUGUUUAGUUCCGAAGAUUAACACAUAAUCCAUAUUAUUUUUCGUGAAUUAUUUAUCGCGAUAUGUAUAUUUGUUAAUUCAAUGUUAAUCAAAACACAAAGCAUUAAAUGUUUACAUUCAUAUUUAAUUUAUUCUAAUAGGAAUUCUUAAUGUUAGCUAAUUUUCCUAAAAAAUACAUGUUUUUAAGUACAAAUUAUACUUCAAAGCAAACAAAGAUAUCUCGACGAGUAAAAUAAUUAUUCCGUUGAAAAAAGGCAACGGGUUAGCAGCAUAGCGCUUCAGGGCAAAGAAGAAAAACCUCCACUCUUUAUAAGUAUAAAUGACCCUUUCAUUAACGUUACGCAAACAAGUAAAGAAAGGGUUAGCUGACACUCAAUUCAUAAGCAUAACUGGAUUUUUCUAGCCAAGAGUACUUUAUGGCACAGAAAUUGCAUAAAGAAGUUAUAUUUCUUUUGAGUUUUGGUAUGUAUUUUAUGUUUAUAAGCUUUCUUUGUAGCAAUAAUUGACGCUCGUAACAUGGCUACUUUCUUAGUAUGUAAAUUCUUUCUUUUAUUCAAUCAAUCUCCUGAUUCUAUUUUUUAAUAUUUUUAUUAGAAAUCUCUGUGGAAACAGCAUUUAAAGCAAAUAAAACUGCCUUUCAAUUACUAAAAACUUAACGACAUUGGAUACAGUAAAUUGAAAAAGUAUAUUUUGGACAUAUGUUAUAAAAAAUUUAAUUGAGGAUUUAUUAGUUGAAAUUUAUUAGUUGAUUUGUUAGUCUCUGAAAACAUUUAAGCUCACUACUAAGUUUGGAAAACUUUUUUCCUCAAUAACGUAAGGUCACAAACUUCUUAAAUUCGCAAAACCUCGGAAAAAUUAAUCGCAACUACACAUUAAAAUACCCAUAUACAUGUUCGGUCAAACUUUGUAGAGGUUUAGAGUCUAAGCUAAUUAGCUUAUAACUAUAAAACCCUGUUUUUCAUUCUAUAAAUGUAGAAUGCAAUUUCGUGUUCUGCUUGAGUUUUUGCAAAUUCAAUACUGCAAGUAUAUUUGUGCAACAUCUUUAUUUAUAAUUAAAAAACGAUUAGUGAAGAAUGCUAGAUUUUUACAUUUUUCGCAGAAAAUUGAACAUACUUGUACAGUGAAAGAUCAAUUUAUAAUAACUAAUUUUGUAAUAAAUCAAUUACACAACC